ACAACUCGCCCUACAGCCUCAUCAGCUACGAAAUCGACAACUCGAUUUACCACUGCAAUACCAGUUACUCGCCAGACAACAAUGAGACUCAAUACUCACCCAAUAACAACAACGAGACCAACUACUCGCCAAACUAUAACAUCAAUCAAUCAUCAAACAACCACAACGAGACCCACAACUCGCCAUACAACAACGAGAACAACAAAUAGGUCCACAAUUCGCCCAACAACCUCAUCAGCUACUCGUCAGACUACAACGAGACCAACUACUCGCCCCACAGCAAAAACAACCACUCGCCAACCAACACCAAGUCCAAAAAGUCGAUUACCAACAACCACACAACCAACUCAUCGUCCAACACCGAGAACAACCACUCGUCCCACAACAACGAGAGCACCUACUCGAUCUUCUACAACUCUUGUGAGAACAACAAGAUCAACUACUAAUCCAACUACAACAACAAAAAGAUCUACUAUGCUUUCUACAACAACGAGGCCCACAACUCGUUCGGCAACAACAACAUGGCGUCCACUUAGUUUCGCAUGGUAUUCAACAACACCAAGGACAACCACAAAUUAUUUAAUUACUACAACAACAGACCGGCCCAAAGUAAUAUCCUCCACUUCAUAUAAAACAGCAACAACUCGUAUAAUUGCGACAACUCGUCAAAGCACAACAGCUCGUCCAUUAAGAACAACAGCUAGUCAAAGUACAACAACUCGUCCGAUUACAACAACGCGUCAAAGUACAACAACUCUUCCAAAUACAACAACUCGUCCGAUUACAACAACUCGUCCAAAUACCACAACUCGUCCGAUUACAACAACUCGUCUAAGUACAACAACUCGUCAAACCACAACUCGUCCAAAUACAACAACUCGUCAAUUUAGAACAACUACUCGUCCAAAUACAACAGCUCGUCCGCCAAUCAAUAAGUUACCUCAGUCUUUAUCCACCACACCUCGCCCCUAUCUCUUCACCUCGACAACAACAACUCGUCGGCCUGUAACAACAACAAGAAGUGGAACAACUGCAGAUCCUUUCAAUCAUCCAUUCUUUGCCAAAUUCAAUGCAAAGUUUAAUGCAAAUCGAUUGCCGACAACAACAACCACCUCGAUAAUUCCGUUUAAGACAUCCAAUUUUAAUGCUAGUCCGUAUUAUGCCAAAUUUCAAGACAACAGUCUUAAAAAUGCAGCCAAAACAGUUUUUGCCUACGAUUUUGGUCAGAAUCGAACAGCAACAAAAACAAAAAACUCUUAACUCAUUAGAAAUUAAAUUUUUGGUGAAUUUGUAUAUAAUUGUCUGCAAUGCGGCUAGUUUAGUAUGAUGAAAGAAUACUCAUAAGCUAUUAAUGUUAAAAAAAAAACAUAACUUUAAGAUUCAGUUAAUAAAAAUAAAAAACUUAAGAACAUGCAAAUA
This is a messenger RNA of Drosophila innubila, 1419 nucleotides long. Its product is annotated as salivary glue protein Sgs-3-like. The transcript has a single exon. The record is from RefSeq and is a predicted model, not a curated record. Lineage: Eukaryota; Metazoa; Arthropoda; Insecta; Diptera; Drosophilidae. Bases 82 to 1260 code for a protein of 392 amino acids.